AUGGCUAGCUGUAUUCCAAGUAUUGAAACCAACAAUAAUGUACUAGAUGUUAUUGAUUUAAGAACAUAUCCCAAUUUUACACGUCUUCAAUGGUCUAAUUCACCACAUCCUUUGUCAUGGACCCAUUCGUCAUCUACAUUAUCGUCCCUCCAAUCAUUAUUGAAAGCAACAACGCCACCACCACUACCACUAUCAUUACCUUCUUUACUAUCAUUAUCAUCAAUACAGUCUGUUGCUAACAACAAGCAAGAUGGAGUAAUUAAUGACAAUGUAAUAUGUGAACACAUGUAUUGGUAUUCACCACCAUUAUCGAUGCUCAACGAAACAAAACCAUUCAAAGAUCCUUUAUUUGAUUAUUUAUGGACCAUGCAGAAUGAGGAUGAAUUUUAUUCUCAAACAAUUAAUGAUCAAUUAACUUAUGAAUUAAUUGAUACAGCAAAAUUAACCAAUCAUUAUUCAAUGAAUACUAAAAACGACGCAUUAACACAUAAACUAGCAACGUUACAAGUUGAAUAUAUUCGUCCAAAUGCAUCAUCUAUUGUUAUUAUCAUCGAAGCACAAUAUUUACCAAAAAUUUACAAAAAAAUACAACAACUAUGUACUAUUAUAUUUACGUCAAAUAAUAAUAUUUAUUUAUGGAGUUCAGCUCAAGAUGAACUUGAAAAAUUUCAAAUAUUUAAUGUAUCUAAAUCGAAUAUAAAAAUUCUUGAUAAUAAUAUACAAAAUGAAUUUAGCACAGAACAAAAUAACGUCAUCACAACUAACAAUUAA
This is a messenger RNA of Adineta steineri, 771 nucleotides long. The record is from the annotation of a GenBank genome assembly. NCBI's taxonomy places the organism in Eukaryota, Metazoa, Rotifera, Eurotatoria, Adinetida, Adinetidae.